CAAAGUACUACUUGUCAUUCACUGCUUCAUGUAUUGGUUUAUGUAUUAGUUCAUACUAGUUGAUUUCGGAAGCUUCUCUCUGUAUGGAGCCAGUUCAGCUCCAGCCGGCAAGCGGGUAGCCGCUCCUUAAUACAUUGUUACCCCUGGAGUCCAUCUCUUACUACGUCUCAAUCCUGCAGUUAUUACAUUGGCGACGAGGAUGGGAUCUAUUGGCAAAGUAGAAGAAUUUAACCAGGAUGCCGAGGUGUGGACUCAAUAUGUGGAGCGGCUGGAGCAUUUUUUUGAAGCCAACGACAUUAUUGAAGAGAAAAAAAAGAAAUCUACUUUAUUGGCUGUUUGUGGAGCAAGAACCUACGAAGUGAUAAGGUCACUCUGCCUACCAGAGAAGCCAGCCGACAAGUCGUACAGUGACCUCAAAGUGCUGUUGGAGAAUCACAUGUGCCCGAAACCGUCAGUAAUCAUGAAGCGCUUCAAAUUCAACUCACGAUUCAAGCAACCAACUGAAUCUGUGUCUUCUUACAUUACUGACCUUCGGAAAUUAGCGGAGCACUGUGCGUACGGAAACCAACUACCUGACAUGUUACGAGAUCGUCUGGUGUGUGGAAUUGACGACCGAAAAAUACAAGCAAGGUUGUUGGCAGAUGGGAAUUUGGACUUCAAGAAGGCAGAGGCAACUGCUCUGGCUAUGGAGGCUGCGGCAAAAGACACUGAAGACCUACAACAGGCUGGGGAGUACCGCAGCAGUCAAGUGAACAAGAUUCAGGAGAGGCGCGGGGAAGGAAGAAAAAUUCAAGAGACACCGUGGGUGCGAACGAAUCCUCGACCACAGUGCUACAGGUGUGGGGGUCCGCAUGUGGCUCCUAGCUGUCAUUUUGCACGUGCUACCUGUUUUAAAUGUAAGAAAGUGGGACACUUGGCAAGGAUGUGUCGAAAUAAAGCAGACAUGGAAAGGAAAAUGCACAAGAUUGAGGGUGAAGAGGAGGACGGUGAGACAACUGGGGAAGAAUACACCUUGUAUACAGUGCGGGGGGCUCGUGAACCACCUGUGAUUGUUCACCCAGAAGUUAACAAGGUGGCUAUUCCCAUGGAAGUGGAUACUGGUGCUGCGGUGUCCAUUAUAAGUCAGAAAGUGUAUGAAGAAAGCUGGAAGGAUACGUGCAAGCCGGUGCUCGAGUAUUCCGACGUAGUGUUACGCACCUACAGUGGAGACUUAUUGAAAGUGAUGGGGGAAGUGAAUGUGGAGGUUAAUUAUAACAACCAGUCGAAAGUUCUGCCGUUGGUGGUAGUGGAUGGAGACGGCCCGAGUUUGAUGGGGAGAAACUGGUUGAAACAAAUUAAGCUAGACUGGGCUGCAGUUUAUAGUUGUCGGUCAGAGUGUGAUAAGGUCAUUCGCAGUUUUAGUAAUGUUUUCAAAGAGGAGUUGGGUCUCAUCAGAAACACAAAGGCGACCCUACAUGUGGAUAAGGAGGCACAACCCAAGUUUUUCAAAGCUCGCCCGUUGCCCUACGCCUUGAAAGACAAAGUGGAGCACGAGUUGGAACGGCUAGUUAACGAUGGAGUAAUUGAACCUGUGCAGUUCUCAGAGUGGGCGGCGCCAAUAGUCCCGAUAGUUAAGGGAGACAAAUCCAUACGUAUUUGUGGGGACUACAAGAUGACUGUGAACCGCGUGUCUAGAGUGGACAGUUACCCGAUACCGAAGGUUGAGGAUUUAUUAGCAAAUUUGUCAGGAGGGAAGACUUUUUCAAAAUUAGACCUGUCACAUGCUUAUUCACAACUACCACUGGAAGAGGAAUCAAAAAAAUAUGUAACGAUAAAUACACAUAAGGGGUUAUUCGUAUAUAAUCGCUUACCAUACGGAGUCUCCUCGGCGCCAGGAAUAUUCCAGAGAGUUAUGGAGAACUUACUGCAAGGUAUCCCUCACGUGGUGGUGUACUUGGAUGAUGUAUUAGUGACAGGGAAGACGGAAAGGGAACAUCUGAGUAACCUGACAGAAGUUUUGAGGCGUAUGGAUGACGCGGGGGUGAAACUGAAGUUAAAGAAGUGUGUGUUUCAGGCACCAGAAGUAACAUAUUUAGGACAUAAAAUUAAUGCGGAAGGGCUGCACCCGUCCGAGGACAAGGUUCAAGCUGUUAUAAAGGCACCUACACCAAGCAACAUCACUGAACUAAAGGCGUAUUUGGGGCUUGUUAAUUAUUAUGGCAGAUACAUUCCUAAUCUCUCCACAGUAUUUGCUCCCUUGUACAGGAUUACUGCAACGGGACGUGGAAUGGCAAUGGGGACCAGAACAGCAGCGUGCCCUUGCCACAUCGAAACAACUGUUGGCGAGCUCCAAGGUGUUGGUGCCUUAUGACAGCAGCAAGCCCCUCCUGCUCACCUGUGACGCGUCACCAUACGGAUUGGGAGCAGUCCUUGCACACCGUUUGGAGUCUGGAGAGGAGAAACCGAUUGCUUUCGCAUCCCGAUCCCUGAGCAUAGGCUGAACGCAAGUAUGCUCAGGUAGAGAAAGAAGGUUUGGCAAUAAUAUUUGGUGUUAAGAAAUUUCAUAAUUACUUGUAUGGCCGCCAUUUUGAGAUCAUUUCAGACCAUCAGCCACUUAAAAGUCUGUUUAAUGAAACUCGCCCAGUGCCUGUGAUGGCAUCAAGUCGUAUCCAACGCUGGGCGCUAACACUAUCGGCGUAUGAAUACACUAUCACCCACAAACCAGGGAAAAAUAUAGUACAUGCUGAUGGGUUGAGUCGCCUUCCUCUCCCUGAAUUCCCCAAGGUGACUCCAGUCCCCGGUGAUGUGGUAUGCGUGUUGGAGAGACUAGACCAGACACCCGUCACGUCGAGAGAGUUAAGGCAUUGGACGGAUAAGGACUCAACACUCUCGAAGGUGCAGUUGCUAGAUGGGAGGACUGUACGACGUCAUCUCGACUAUGUGAGGAGAAGAGUAAGCAUAGAGGGCGAGACGGUUAACGCAGAUGAUGCCAUACCACCUCCCAUGGACCUCACAAAUGGAGCAGGAAUUCAGAAACAUGGUUCGGCACCGGCAGGCAGCGUGUCGCCCCUAAAGGCAGGAGUUUCGAAGCAGUCCGGAGCACACAACAGCAACGCGCCGGAUCAAAUUCAAGAACGAGAGUUAACCUCAAGUCAAGAGUUCGAACCUGGAUUGCCGCCACAACAGCAGCCGUUGGAGAGGGAAACACUGCGCCGUUCUGAGAGACUGCGCCAGAAGCCAGAUCGUUUGCAGAUAGCUUGGAAAUAAAAUGUUAGGUCUCUUGCUUCACUUGUGUUAACUAUUUUAAUUGUUGGAGUUUUGUAUUACUUUUGCUAGUUUUAGUUACUAUGUUUAUUUUGUUUUUUGUCUCGUGUUUGCGGGUUUUAGCGUUUCUUAUAACUUGUAUCGAAUAUUUUUUUUCUAGUCUUUCUAAUUGAUAAGUUUUAGUAUCUUCUGUAUCUUUUUUAACAUUUUGGUUGUAAACUUGAUUUUAUGGUUUCUAACCUGAGUUUUUUUUAAAAAAAGGGAGGAGUGUUAUAAUUGUUACUACCAAAGUACUACUUGUCAUUCACUGCUUCAUGUAUUGGUUUAUGUAUUAGUUCAUACUAGUUGAUUUCGGAAGCUUCUCUCUGUAUGGAGCCAGUUCAGCUCCAGCCGGCAAGCGGGUAGCCGCUCCUUAAUACAUUGUUACCCCUGGA
Messenger RNA from Scylla paramamosain (green mud crab), 3677 nucleotides. RefSeq lists its product as uncharacterized. The transcript has 2 exons. Gene Ontology annotation, molecular function: aspartic-type endopeptidase activity; nucleic acid binding; zinc ion binding. Lineage: Eukaryota; Metazoa; Arthropoda; Malacostraca; Decapoda; Portunidae. Gene Ontology annotation, biological process: proteolysis. The coding region runs from base 200 to 2350 and encodes 716 amino acids. The record is from RefSeq and is a predicted model, not a curated record.